This is a messenger RNA of Andrographis paniculata, 2063 nucleotides long. RefSeq lists its product as uncharacterized. Gene Ontology annotation, biological process: regulation of starch metabolic process; starch metabolic process. The record is from RefSeq and is a predicted model, not a curated record. Gene Ontology annotation, cellular component: chloroplast stroma; starch grain. Lineage: Eukaryota; Viridiplantae; Streptophyta; Magnoliopsida; Lamiales; Acanthaceae. Gene Ontology annotation, molecular function: starch binding. The coding region runs from base 676 to 1950 and encodes 424 amino acids. The transcript is spliced from 11 exons.
AACUAACAAAGGAUAGGGAAGGGCCUAGCCGCCUAGGCAAAAUCCGUGAAAGGUCCCGAGGUCCCAGGACCAUCCAAGAUUUCGGACAACAGUUUGUUCCGCCGCAGAUAACAAAUCAAUCAAUGUGGCUGGGGAUGCACCGAGAGAGAGAUCCCAGCCAGUGCAGAAUGACGACCAAGAACAACAGUCGCUACAUUCGAGCCGACGUGGCGGUACAGGCCUGAAAUCACCCACGCCGCUCAUCUUCUCCCUCUUCCCCCUCCCUGUAUUUUCAUUCUUCAAAUUUCACCCAGAAAUCACUCUUCUCUUGUCAAAUACAUAUGUAGAGUAUAUAUAUAUAUAGAUGUAUGUAUGUGUAUGUAUAUGUGUAUUGUUGUAUUUGCAAAUACUUAAAUUGUCGUUUGUCUUCUCGUGUUGUGCGUUCGUAUAAAAUAAUCAGUUAGCUGAUCAGGGCAAGCGGGUGGGCAGGGCAGGGCACAGCAAUCGGCUCCCUCCUCCAAUGCCCGCAUUCGCCCUUUUCUAUUUUCGUCUCUCGAGAGACGAAUAGCAGCCAGAAAAAAAGGGUGGAGGUUUCGGGAAUCUAGGGUUUCGAUUAGUGAAAUUGGGGGUUUGUAUUAUUACUGGUUAAUGUGGAAUUUUUUAGGGUUAGUGUAAAUAGCAGCAGCAGCAGGAGGAAUGGUGGCCGUUAGGGGGUUUACGACGCCGUUUAGUCUGAGAUUGUUGAGGAGAGCCGAUGUAGGGUUUCUCGCCGGGAAAAAUGGUGUGGUGGUUUUGGAGGUGCGGAGGAAGAAGAGACUGCUCUUCGCACAAGAUGAACUCGUCAAUUGUUGCUGCUCCGAGAUUCGAAAGAACGCUGAGAAGUUCGAUGAGUGUAAGAGGCCUAAUUAUCGCGUUCGGACCCCCGUAAUGCCCAUGGCUUCUCCUCAAUCUCGGUAUGCUUCCAAACAAGAGAAGUUUUUCUCUCGUUGUACCCCGAGGAGUUCGGGUCCUCAAUCACGAGACUCUCCCCCUAAACGAGACACUGGCAUUGCAAAUGAGAAAGAUUGGGGCAUCAAUCUGCUGAAUGAAAAUGUGAGUGAAUCCGGCACGAAUGAAGAUGGGAGUACUUGGUAUCGAGAAAGUGGAGAAGAUCUUGGAGACAAUGGUUACAGAUGUCGAUGGACUAGAAUGGGCGGUCAAAGUGCUGAUGGUACUUCAGAAUGGAAAGAAACGUGGUGGGAGAAAAGUGAUUGGACUGGAUACAAAGAGCUAGGUGUCGAGAAAUCUGGAAAAAAUGCCGAAGGGGAUUCGUGGUGGGAAACAUGGCGAGAAGUUCUUCAUCAGGAUGAAUGGAGCAAUCUGGCUAGGAUAGAGCGAAGCGCACAGAAACAAGCAAAGUCGGGGACAGAAAAUGCUGGGUGGUACGAAAAUUGCAGGUGGGAGAAGUACGACGCCAAAGGCUGGACUGAGAAAGGGGCGCAUAAGUAUGGCCGACUGAACGAACAAUCAUGGUGGGAGAAGUGGGGAGAACAUUACGACGGAAGAGGAUCGGUCCUUAAAUGGACGGACAAAUGGGCCGAGACCGAACUUGGAACUAAAUGGGGAGACAAGUGGGAAGAGAAGUUUUUCGCGGGAAUCGGUUCUCGCCAAGGAGAAACUUGGCAUGUAUCCCCUAGUGGUGAGAGAUGGUCGAGGACAUGGGGAGAAGAGCACUUCGGCAAUGGCAAAGUGCACAAGUAUGGCAAAAGUACGACAGGCGAAAGCUGGGAUAUCGUUGUCGAUGAAGAGACAUACUACGAGGCUGAGCCACAUUACGGAUGGGCGGACAUCGUUGGCGACUCAACUCAGCUGCUUUCGAUUGAGCCCCGGGAAAGACCUCCCGGUGUGUUUCCGUCGCUUGAUUUUGGAUCGUCUCCUCCGCCGCCGGCGCCGCCGUCACCGCCGCCGUCGCCGCCACCUUCUUCGGAGUGAUGAUUGUAUUAUCUGUAUUGGUGUCUGAAAACCUGUCUGUUCAUGUAUCGCAUUUGUUGCUCUGCUUUUUUUGCUUAAUUCUUCCAUUUUAUUUAUUCUUUUAAUAUUUAUCU